CAAAAUUAAAUUCUCUUCAUUCCUAAACUCUCCAAAAAUGGAGCUCUGUUCCGGCACGGUAGCAGCAGCAACCACAACCUCACCUGGCCACUACUUCACUCCUCUCCACUCUCAACCCCACACCCCCAAAUCCAAACCCCCCAACUUUGCCAUGAACUCCCUCUUCCGAUCAACACCGUUCACCAAACGCCUCCCAUUUCGUCCCUUACAAUCCCACUACUCCUCCACCUCCACCACUAAACCCAAAACCCCAAACACCUACACCAUCUCCACCCCUCGUUUCACUCCAAAGUCCCCACCCCCCACCAAGCCCAACUUCCCCCGCCCCACUGAAGUCCCCUUCCAGCCCAAAGUCGCCAACUCCGUCCGCCUCAUCGGCCACGUCCGUACGCCGCUUCAGGUCCAGACUACCCAAGAUGGAGCUUUCUGGGCCGCCACCGUUCUCACCGCGUUUUCUUCUUCUUCUUCGUCCAAGUCGCUCCGGAUUCCGAUUAUUUUCGAGGGGGACUUGGCUCACAUUGCGAGUUUACAUGUGAAAGACGAUGAUUAUGUGUUUGUUGCUGGGAAUUUGAGGUCGGAUUUGAAUCAUCUUAAUGCUCAUGAGGGUCAGGCUCGUUUGCAGGUUAAGGUGCAUACACUCAACUUUGUGGAGGAAUCUUUUCCAAUGAAUACAAGAUCCAAAGAUGGCAGUGAAGAAAGGACCAUUGAUCACACUGUGGCAAGUGAGAAGGAUGAUAUGAAUGAAUCACAGAAAGAUAUCCUAGUGUGGAAAAAUAUCCUUGUGUGGAAAGAUCUCCUUGCCAAGCCUCAUGAGUGGUGGGACGUCAGGUCGAAAGAGGGUUCUCCAAAGGCUGCAGCCUUUGAGCGUAAGAGUAAUGGCGAAUUACGUACGAUUGAUGAUUCAACUCCUGAAUGGAUCCAACAUAAGUUAGAUUCCUUGACAUUUGAUCAGAAACCUAAUUCACAUAGUUCCGAAACCAGUUUGAGGGAAGAUGGGGACUCUACAUUGGGUACUUGGAGAGACCUUCUUGAUAAUCCAAAACAAUGGAUGGACUACCGUGACCAAAAACGUAAUAAAUUGGUAAAGCGAAAUCACCCUGAUUUCAAGUGUAAGGAUGGUGGUCAUGCACUCUGGCUUAACAAGGUACCGCAGUGGGUUUUGUCAGAGCUUAAAGGCAUGGAGUUUGAUGUUCCAAUUCUGAAGCCCAAACAAGCAAAUGAGGGUAGAGGUGAUAAAUCCUGGAAGGACUUGGUGGAAAACCCAGAUAAAUGGUGGGAUAACAGAUUGCAGAAGCGGAACGCAAAAGCUCCAGACUUUAAGCACAAAGAAACUGGUGAAGCGCUGUGGCUUAACAGUUCACCGGCAUGGGCGAUCCCCAUGUUGCCACCUUUGAAAACACAGCAAAAUAUGACAACUGACGAUAGGAAUACACCUCUUCCUCGAAACAUGGAAGCAUCCGUUAGUGGUGUUUGAAAAUUUUUGGCAAUUACUCUGGUGUUUAUAAGCUUGUUCUGACUUCCUUACGUCCUCUAUUAGUUUAGUCUCAGCAGUAGAAAAGUAGAGCAGACAGACCAUUGGGACAAUGCAUAGAGAAUCAAAAUGGUACAAGUCCUAUAUCAUGUUGCUGCAUUUAAAAUGACCCCUGCCAAAUUGUGCCGUGUGAACAGUUUAUUGAGUUGUAUAUUAAAGAAAUUUUAAUCAA
Rosa chinensis is the source of this 1703-nucleotide messenger RNA. Its product is annotated as protein OSB3, chloroplastic/mitochondrial. Gene Ontology annotation, cellular component: mitochondrial nucleoid. The transcript is spliced from 9 exons. The record is from RefSeq and is a predicted model, not a curated record. Gene Ontology annotation, biological process: mitochondrial DNA replication; positive regulation of helicase activity. Bases 38 to 1474 code for a protein of 478 amino acids. Lineage: Eukaryota; Viridiplantae; Streptophyta; Magnoliopsida; Rosales; Rosaceae. Gene Ontology annotation, molecular function: single-stranded DNA binding.